GAGACUGUAACCAGCUGUAAGUUUAUUCACUUUUUUGUUUACCUUUGUUGUUAAUUCUUUCGCAUUUUUGAGAAACUUAUUUAAGUUUUUUAUAAAUAUAAAUGAAGUUCAUUAUUAUACAAAUAAAAUGAAGUGCUUUGAUUGCUUCAACAAAUAAAAAAAAAAUUUUGUUUUGAAUUUUGCAAUAACAUUCAUAAUUUCUAUCGAAAAAUGGAAUUACGCGAAAGAUUUUCUUUGCUUUUGCUGGAUCCUGGCGAAAUAUACUUUGAAGAUUAUGCAGUAGAUUACUUGUCCAAUGACGACACUAAGCUUGGGAAUAACGUUGAAGCACUUAUUGGCUCAUUGAAAGUGUGCUCAAAAUCUUUAGUUUUUGAACCAAGAAAUAUAAAAUUACCUUUAAUUAAAUUACGUUAUGCCGAUUGUUAUGAAAUAUCCAAAUAUGCAAACAUGUCCAAUAGAGAAAAUUUACUGUCUGAUCAAGACAAUUGCAUGACAGUUGGAUCUACGCAAUGUAUUGAAAUGCUUGAUAAAAAUAUAAUUUCUCCAUAUGAAGUUAAUAAGAAAAACAAAAUUUUCAACUUUAAGUUUCUCUACACUAAUAUUGAUGAUAUAUUGCCCUUUUGUCAGCAAUUGCAUCGUGCAGCAUCAUUAAGCGUCUCAGAACAAAAUGGAAUGAUUUCAUUGAUAGCUUUUUCCUUUCACAAUCGAAAGAAAUUUAAUCCAUUGUGGUUGGGAAACAUUUAUGAAAAAAAACUGUAUGAUUGCAAAGUUGAUGAAGUUCGACCUCUUGUUUUGAAUCCUGGUAGACUGUUAUUAACGAAUUCUUGCAUAUAUUUUCAACCUUUCAAUAAUAUAUUUCCUUAUCCUGUGUUAAAAAUAAAAUUAUCGGAAAUUACAGGAUUAGUUAAAAGAAGAUUUUUGCUUCGGCAAAUAGGUCUGGAGAUUAAAUGGAAGGACAAAAAUUUGUAUGUAUCAUUCAAAAAUCCAUCAGAAAGCAAAGAAUUUUGUGAACUGGCUGAAAGACAAUCAGAAUUCAAUUUACCUCAAGUUAAACAAGAAAGUAUGACAUUGAAAUGGCAAAAUCGUUUGAUUACAAACUACGAAUAUUUACUUUACCUAAAUAGCUUAGCUGAUAGAACAUUUGAAGAUUUAACGCAGUAUCCGGUUUUCCCGUGGGUGUUAACUGACUACACUUCUCUGUCAAUUGAUUUACAGAAUGAAAAUAUAUAUAGGGAUUUAAAAAAACCAAUCGGAGCUUUAAAUCCAGAAAGAUUGGAUAGAUUAAAAGAGCGCGCGCUUGAAAUGGAUGAACCGAAAUAUCUAUAUGGUUCUCAUUAUUCUAACCCUGGCUUUGUUUUAUUUUACCUAGUACGAAAAGUGCCACAUUUGAUGUUGUGCUUACAAAAUGGUAAAUUUGAUUGCCCAAAUAGAAUGUUCAACAAAGUGUCAGAUUCGUUCAAUAAUUGUUUAAAUAAUAUGGCGGAUUUCAAAGAACUAAUUCCGGAAUUUUAUGAUACAAAUAGCAAAGGUGAAUUUUUACAAAAUACAAAAAAAAUUAAUUUUGGUUGCCGCAGUGAUGGAUCUGCGGUUAAUGAUGUUAUUUUACCACCGUGGGCAGACAAUUCUCCAAAAAAGUUUAUUUCAAUAUUGAGAGAAGCUUUAGAAUCCGAAUAUGUGUCAGCUAAUCUUCAUCAUUGGAUAGAUUUAAUUUUUGGAUAUAAACAAAGAGGAACUGAAGCAUGGAAAGCAGAUAAUGUUUUCCAUUACAACUGUUAUGAAGGUUCUGUAGAUCUGGAUAAGAUAAAGGAUAUUUCAGAAAGGCAUGCAUUAGAGGUUCAGAUAUAUGAGUUCGGUCAAAUUCCAAAACAACUUUUUAAAACGCCUCAUGUAUCCAGAAACGUAACUACGGUUUUACCGCCACGCAGUCCAAUAAACAAUCCAAAUAUAGGUUCUAUAAAACAUUAUAAAUUUGAAUUGAAAGGGUCUUAUGCAGCUCAUAAAGAUGAAAUUACGUCGAUUUAUGCCGAUGAUGAUAAAAUUUGGUCAACUGGAAAAGACGGUAUUUUAAAAUGUUAUUCCAUACUGGAAAAGAGACAAACCAGGAGUAUAUCUAUCGGAAGCUUGGCUUUAAGUUCUUGUGUUAAUAUUCCGCUUAAAAACACUAUAAUUGUAGGAUCAUGGGAUAACUCAAUAUUUUUUUAUGACAACACAUUUGGUAGUAUAUCUAAGGAAGUGGAAGCGCACUUCGAUUCUGUUUCUUGCUUAACUCUUGAAAAGGAUUUGCUCCUAUUAAUUUCCGGUAGUUGGGAUUGUAGUGUAAAAAUAUGGCGAAUCUCUAAUUUAUCACAUAUUGGUUCUUUUGAAUUCAAUGAUCGUAUUAUAUGUUUAGAUCAUCGAAGAACUAAUGAGUUACUUCAAAUUGCGAUUGGAACUGAAGUUGGAGAUAUUUUUCUUUGGGACCUGAAAUUAAUUGAUAUAGAUAAUGACUGUAUCUGUACCGAACCAAAAUUGUUCAUAAAACAUUCAGAUGAAGUAAAAUGCCUUAAAUUUAAUAAAUCAUUAACAAAAUUAGGUUCGUGCUAUAGUAACGGUAUGAUUAUGGUAAAUGAUAUUGAAACCGGAAUGGAAGUGUUUUCAACGAUAUUAAAUAAUACACCAAACUGGCUGUGUUGGCAUGGUGAUUUAGAUGUAUUGAUGUGUGUCAAUGAUAGUGGUACCAUUUUUAUAUGGAAUUUACUUACAGGCGAACUUGAUUACAAUGUAGCAAUUUCAAGUGGUCCUCUAUCUUACAUAAAUUACUCCGAAGUAAAUAAUUAUGUGCUGACGGGUGGUAAAGAUGGAAAUGAAUACAGAAUAAAGUAUUGGUCCUUUGUUUAAUUUUAAUAUUUAAGGAAUUCAAAAAUAAGUUGAAAUAUUUGAUAUGUGUUAAUCUCGAAUUUAUAGCUAGAAUUUUUGUAAUUUAGUAAAAAUAUAUAAUAUUUAAAUAUGUA
Condylostylus longicornis is the source of this 2990-nucleotide messenger RNA. RefSeq names its product protein FAN-like. The record is from RefSeq and is a predicted model, not a curated record. Gene Ontology annotation, molecular function: protein binding. The transcript is spliced from 16 exons. The coding region runs from base 211 to 2877 and encodes 888 amino acids. NCBI's taxonomy places the organism in Eukaryota, Metazoa, Arthropoda, Insecta, Diptera, Dolichopodidae.